This is a messenger RNA of Cuscuta campestris, 1456 nucleotides long. The record is from the annotation of a GenBank genome assembly. Lineage: Eukaryota; Viridiplantae; Streptophyta; Magnoliopsida; Solanales; Convolvulaceae.
GUCUGUCAUGACAAACUGGUAUCGGAGCCAAAGGUAUUCAACACCAGAGCACAAAUUGUCGCCUAGGUUUUUCCAGAUCUGUUCGUGUGUAGCCGCAGCCGACAGCCGUCCAAAUCCUUUGCCGUUGAAGAGCGUCGCUGUGUAGGAUAUUUGCAUAGCGGCAGGAGCUGCGAUCCAGAGGAGGGACGCGUAGGAGCGAGGAUGAGCAAACCAACGCCGCCGUCGAAGUAGCCGCUGGAGAUCCGUUUAGCCGAGCGCCGGCGCAGGUUUGAUUCUGCCGUUGGUCCGUCCAAUACCCCAGUCAAACACGCGCAGAGGAGUCGCCUCUUGUCGUCAAGAAAUCGCCGCCGUCCGUCCAGCAGUCGUCACGUCAGAAUCGCGUCCAGCCGCAGCCGCCCAGUCGCGCACAGUGCCGUCCUUCCGCUGUCCAGUUUUGUAGCUGCCGAAGAAGAUAGGUUUUGGUCAUCUAUUCCGCUGUGGAGUUUUGUGAGAAGAAAAAAAAAAGAGGAGGGUUUGGGCUCUUCUUGAAUUGAUUUGGGCUGAAUAGAAAAUCAGGCAUCAGGACUAUCUGUUACGGGUAAGGGACAGAAGACCUUUGGAAAAAAGAAGCCAAACUUUAAAGGUUCAAAAGGUCUUAAGCCCAGUGACAUUUGCAACUACUGCAAAGAACUAGGGCAUUAGAAGUUUGAUUGUCCUAAGCAGAAGAUGCAGAAAAAGGACAAGAUCGAGGAUGCUCACGGUUCUGCAACUAUGGCAGAAGCUGAUGAUACAAACUCUGAAGAAGAUCUGGUUCUAUUUGUCAAUAACCAAACACAUUGUAAAGGUGGAGUUAUGAGUGUCUACAAGGAUUCGAAGGUGGUUCUGAAAGGUAUUAAACAUGGUACCUUAUAUCUUCUACAGGGAUCGGUCAUUGUUGCAUCUGAGAUUCAUAGAGGUGAUGAAAGUCUUGAUGUUAAGGUGGAGGUUCCAUCUGCACGGAUUGAGACUGUUGAUCACCUAGAAGAAUAUAUAAUCUGUUUCUACGCCUCAAUGAGGCGAUCUGUGCCCCGGGAGGGGGCAAUCUGGGCCCGUUUGGGGCAAUCUGACCCAUGAAGGGCAAUCUGGACUUCAAGAGGAGUCAUCUAGACACUAGGUUGGUGUCAUCUGUUUCUGUUCAGGUUCCAUGAAGAGUCAUCUGGACUUAAUGUGGAGUUUGCAUCUGUUGGUGUUUUAGCUUGAGUUAUCUGUUCCCAUGAAUGAGGGAAAUCUGUUUUGGUGUGUCACUACACUUCCGAACUCAAGUGAAACAAUUUGUCCCUGUCUUUUAGUGACAUUUGUGUCCUUGGUUGGACUUCUGGUACCUACAGUACAUCUGGUCACUUCUGGAAGGAAAUCUGGUACAUCUAGUGUCUUUUGAGGAGAUUCAAGUCAAGGUGGAGAUUUGUUAGAAAAUGCCUUGAAUCUGUAUUCUAGACGU